AUGAGCGCAGACGAAGGCGGAGGCACGGCGCCCAUGUCGGCCACAAAUGGAGAACUGCAUACUUCCACACCCGAUCCGCCUACUAUGGCGACGCCGGGCAAACGAAAGCGUGUCUCGAGUCAUGACGAGAAGGCUGCUCAGGACGCCAGUUCGUCUGCUUCGAAGGGCUCCCAGGACAAAGUCAAGCUGCAAGAAACCCUUCGAAAUCUCGUCGAAAUCCUGAGCAAAACUGACGGAGAACUUCACCUUCUAUCGUGUCCGCUGUCGACUUCUCUAUCCAAACCUCGCUCGAAGCGCGCCAAAGUAUCCGGUGACAAAGACGAAGGGGUCAGUAUACAAACACGCGUAGCUUCGGAUCGCUACAACACGCUUUCGGAAUUCUUAAGCGACAUCGAGAGGGCGUCUGCUGCCGUGAUUGAAAGGAACAAGGCUCAAGCUAGUGCGACCCCCGCGGAUGGAACACCUUUGACUGAAACGGUUAAUCGCAUCGCCGCUUUCAAAAAACACUUGAACAGUCUUGUUCGCCAGGCUCAAACGACCCCAGCUAAUGUCAAGACGGAGACAUCGGAAGAUGAUGCGGAGGCGCCCACGAAAUCUACCCCGUCAAACGUGGAAACGCGUAGCGACAGUUUGGUGUUGACCUUGUUCGGUAACCCAGCCAACCCAAAACAGCUAUACUCGAGUCUGCAAAAAUCGGUCAAGGUUUCAUUGCCUUCGGACGACCCGCAAACCGAGAAGUUUGUCGAGGUGCAGGCGCCGUUGCAUGAGGAAGGCCUGCCGAACGGAAUCAGCAUCACCAAGGUCGAACCUCACGAUCUUGAGGCUAAACCCAAGGAGCCUACAAGGACCUUUGGGGAGGUCUUCGCCCCUCGUCAAACUCUACCUCAAUUGGAACCACCUCGCCGUGCCAGGUCUUCAUCCCGAGGGGCAUUCAGCAGCUGGGUUGAUCCGUUCGAAGCAGUCACCAACUUCAAGUCCUUCCUCGGUGAUCGUAACAACUACUGUCUUGCGCCUCUGCCUUCCGGCCAGUGGCUUCAGUAUGGCGGCGUCACUUCUUCGCCAUCGUACUGGAAUCGUCGGCAGAAGCAGCAGUCGUCUCAACAACAUGUUGACGAAAGGUUCCAUGAGGAUUCUGCCAUGUGGGCAGAUGACGACGCAUCAAUCUGGCAGGGGGUGUACUCCUCGUUCGCCCCAUCUUUCGACAGUUCGGGAGCCGUCGUGCAGGCCGACUCCAAAGACUUGGUAUGGUGGAAAAAGCGAGGGUCGAAGCGCCUUCACAUGCUACUUUCUCUACCAGAUCAACAGGAACACGAGGAAACGAUAUCGGAACGACCAGGGAAUAUCGGAGAGCUUGAUGAGAGCACUCUAGAGGAGAUGGUCAAAUCCUUCAAACCGGAAGACUUUGCAGACAGUGUUACUCGUGCCGAUGCCCCAAAGAACAAAGAUGCCGACGAGAAUGAUGGGAACAAGAAAGAAGAAAACGAUGAAGAAGGAUCACAAGACUCGGAGGAUGUACUACGAGACAUCUCGGAUCUUCUGGAGACCCUAAGCUCAUAUCAACGGAUUCGCAAUCUCGAGGCCCCGGGAAGUCAGGGCGCUGACACCAAAGAGAUCGUUCCCGAUAUGGGUACCCCCGACGCCCCUUCGGCAGCAGAGCAAACCGUUUAUGAGACUCUGAGGUCAAGUCUAGCAGCGCUUGUAUCAACACUUCCCCCACACGCGGUCGCCAAGCUAAAUGGAGAUCAACUGGAUGAGCUGAAUAUCAGCCGGAAGGUUGUGAUUGAGAACCCGGACUACCACGGCACCAUGGAGAAAGAUGAGUUCACCUUACAGCAAGAGCGAACUGCAGCCAUGGCCCCGAUGGCCGGUAGUGUAAACAGGACGUCCACGCCGUCACGCUCGUCCAACUACCCAGCAGGGUACAACCAGCGCGCCUACGCCACCAAUGCCCGGACUCAACAGCCACAAAGCGGUUUCCAGACUCCACAACCGUACUAUGGUGGGCGGCAACCCUCCGCGUCGGCACCAUACACCCCUGGUCCCCAACAGCAGCAUUACGCGGGAGCUCGUGGACCAGCAACGCCGUCGCAGCGCCCCAACUAUCUUCAGGGGUACUCGCAGCCCACUCCUCAGUAUAACCAAGGAAAUGCUCCUCAAUUUCAGAGACCCACCCAGAACGGCUAUGCUCCUUACCCGCCUCAACAAGGCAUGCCUCCUGCUCAAGCUUCUCCGCAGCAGCCAUACACUCCCCGUCCAGGACAGCCAGCACCGUACAAUGUUCCUUAUGGCGCAGGGCGCAGUGCCUCCCCUCAGAAACAGCAAGCAUACGCAGCACCACGAACACCAUAUAUGACGCCCGGCCCCAACCCUCAGAAUCCUCAGCGAUACGCUUCCCAACAACAGCAGCAGCCUCCUCCAUACGGGAAUUAUCCCCCUACUCAAGUACCACAGACCUCGGGUAGCUAUUCCAAUUCGGCCGCCGCCAUGACCUAUGCUCGGAGUGCUGCCGAGCAGGCGGCCCUGAUGGAUCGCAAUAAAGUCCAGCUUGCUUCUCACCAAACUCGACAGAGCCCUUCUACGCCACAGCCUUCUAUUGAACAGGGUAACUCUCAAGACCGGAGUGUAACGCCAGGGAGCAAGCAAAAUGGUACCCCGGCAGCUUCAUGA
Messenger RNA from Aspergillus melleus, 2667 nucleotides. RefSeq lists its product as uncharacterized. The record is from RefSeq and is a predicted model, not a curated record. The transcript is spliced from 2 exons. Lineage: Eukaryota; Fungi; Ascomycota; Eurotiomycetes; Eurotiales; Aspergillaceae. The coding region runs from base 1 to 2667 and encodes 888 amino acids.